Molecule: messenger RNA, 1135 nt
Organism: Tetranychus urticae (two-spotted spider mite)
Lineage: Eukaryota; Metazoa; Arthropoda; Arachnida; Trombidiformes; Tetranychidae
Gene: Saysd1
Product: SAYSVFN motif domain containing 1
Source: RefSeq, a predicted model, not a curated record
UUACUUUUGUUUUGACUUCAUGUUAUUGUCUCUUUAAAAAUUGGCAAUCAACUGAUUGUCAUAUUAUUAGUGUUCCAUUGUUGUAAUUAAAGCUAUCGUUUGAUAUUUAUAAUCACUUUAGGUUUAUGUCUGACUGUUUUUAGAAAAUUUUACGGAACUGGACAUCUGUAGAUCCAAAACCAAAAGCAGGCCCAUUUACAAUCCUCCAGGUCUACACAGAUUUAUAGAGGAGCAUAAUUUGGAAAUGUCAAACAAAUAUGACUAAAUUGGAGGAACAACUAUUACUUUAUCGGGCUGCUCAGCGUGAACGAAAAGAGAAAGCGGAGCAGGAAGCCAAAGCAAUUGAAGAUGCUCGAAGGUCUGAAGAAAUAAAGAAACAAAAGGAAAAAGAAAAAGAGGAAGGAGAAAAGUCGAACCAACAAAGAUCCUUGUUUAACUUUUUAUUACCCACUCCACCACCAUCAGUUGCUCCGCAGCCUCGUCCACAGGUGCUUAGGCCUGAACCUCGUAUAGCAUAUUUUCGAGACGGAGAUGAAGAUGAAGAUGGAAUGUACGUAGAUUAUCUUGAGGAUGAACUUGAUUUCGACUAUGGUUAUUUAGAUGGUUAUGAAGAAGAAACAGGAUGGACAAAGAAAGAUAUCAUUUUAGCUCUGAUCAAAUUCUCAGUUUAUGCUUUUCUUCAAUACAUGGCCUUUAAGGCAGAAUGGGGAGCUGUUUUUUUUACCGUUUCACUUCUUUACUUUAUUUACUACAACACACGAACUCGGCAAAGAAUGAUCGGUGAACCCAGUGCUUACUCUGUUUUCAAUGAUGGCUGUGAACCGAUUGAUGGUGCUAUGGAUGCUGAUAGGAUGGUCAAUCAACUCACUCUGGGUCAAAUGGUUUUAUGAAUUCCAAUAUAAAUCUUCUAAUGUAUUGUUUCUUGGAUGGUGGAAUCGAAUGAUUCUCUUCCAGAUUGUUUGAUUAUUCCUAUUCAUUACAAAAAUGUUUAUCAUGGAGUUUGACUUCUGUAAUGUGAUGAGAAUUUUUAUGUAUAAAUUAUUUCACUGUUUGGAAUAUUUCUUAGAUUUUGUCGUCUGUUUUUGUUUCUUGCUUGAUAGGUAAUAACAAUAAUAAUUUUACUACUGCAUUUAAA